Messenger RNA from Theileria orientalis strain Shintoku, 1737 nucleotides. RefSeq names its product CDC6-like ATPase. The record is from RefSeq and is a predicted model, not a curated record. The coding region runs from base 1 to 1737 and encodes 578 amino acids. NCBI's taxonomy places the organism in Eukaryota, Apicomplexa, Aconoidasida, Piroplasmida, Theileriidae. Gene Ontology annotation, biological process: mitotic DNA replication checkpoint signaling. The transcript has 8 exons. Gene Ontology annotation, molecular function: ATP hydrolysis activity; ATP binding; DNA replication origin binding.
AUGUGUGAUACGAGCUUUGAUUUUUCCAAUUUAACUCCCCUAGAGAAACAUAUAAAAGACAAGAAGCUCGCCAUAGAUCUUCUGAAAGUAUCGGAUAAUACAUACAUGGGACACCGAGAUAGCGAGCUGUCGAAAAUCAACGAAUUUGUGAACGGAUGCGUCGAGUCUAAUUCCGGAGGAAGUAUGUUCGUAUUUGGAAUGAGCGGAACAGGGAAAACGACGACAGUCGAGCACGCGUUGUCGAAGUGUUUGAAGAAAAAAAGUAAAGUUGGAGCCAUAAACAUGAGAGGGAGCACGUUUAUUAGCCUGAAAGCGUUUAAAACUGCGUUUUUCAAAAAUGUGCUCAAGUUAAAGCCCGCGAUGGUCUCAAGAAUGCUUAACAUGUCGUCGCACGGAAGAAUACAGAAUUACGCAAAGUUCGCAGACAUCCUCGUCGAGAACUUUAAGACGCCGAAGCACCUGAGGAUAUGCUUGAUCGAUGAAGUGGACUACCUGAGCACGUUCAUAUCGAACCUGAAGGGCUACGACAAGUCGAACUGGCUGCUGCAGGCGCUGUUCAGAGCAGCGUCAUCAGAGGGAAGCAGAGUGGCGAUAAUAGCGAUCUCGAACAACCUGGAGUUUGCGACAAAAAUUAAGUCGGCGAACUGCCAGCGGCUGCUGUUCAAGCCGUACAACGAGAACCAGAUGGUGAACAUAGUCUUGGAAAAGAUAAAAGCGCUGGAAGGAGGAGAAAGCGAAGUGCUAAACAGGACGUCGCUGCUGCUGCUGGCGAGGCGAGUGGCGAACACGUCAGGGGACUGCAGAGCAUACCAGGAUUCGUUCAUAAGGGCACUCUCGAACAGUUUAAGUAGCCUGGAAAAGGACACACUAUCAUCGUUAGAGACUGCGUCGGGACCAGACUCACUGACGGCAUCAGAUCUUACGUCAUCGCCAUUUUCACGCACAACAUCGCUAAAAUCGCUUCAGAAUAGCAACAGCUUAGAUAGCAUUGAUAGUUUUAGAAACGAUGGUCCCAGCAGUAGAGAUGAUCUUAACAACAAUACUGGUAACAAUACUGGUAACAAUACUGGUAACAAUACUGGUAACAAUACUGGUAACAAUACUGGUGGCAAUAGCGACAACACUGGUGUAAACGGACCCAGGUAUAUGAGCAAUAGCGAUAACGCAGACGAUGGAGACAUGACAAAAACGCCCGUCAGAAACCUGAGAGCAAUAAACUUGAACAAUUACAAUGUGGGCAACAAGGAAAUUGGAAUAGUGACACCAACGUUGUCACUGAAUAAAAGGGAGCAGCUGAAGAAUCAACUAUCAGGACUGCCAAUAUUUCAGCUGAUUUUGCUACUGGCAGUAUGUAAAUCGAGCAUAGUGUUGGACGAGAUAGUGAUAUCACCAAACGAUGCAAAGAGGUAUUUCCUGGAACUGGCUGAAAUACUUAAAAUGGACAACACGGAGGCAGAAAACUUCUGCAACUCAGAGUUUGAAAACAGCAUGGAUAACUUCAGGCAACUAUCGCUGAUAGCAAAAAACGAAAUGGUGUUUAAGACUGACCCUAAGAAUUUGGCAAAGAUCGUGCUGGACUGUUCACUAAUCGACCUGGAGUUAGAGGACAUCUGCGACCCGAAUCUGUCACUAACGAAGCGCUACAGCAGUUUAACAAAGACCCUGAGCUUCAUAACCACUAACAAAAGGGCGAAGAGGAGGCUAUGGUUCAUGAGGAUUGUAAGUAGCAUAGCAUGA